GUCUGUCCCCCUUGUGCUUUCUAGUUGAGAGAAGCCAAAGCCACCCGCCAUCUUCUUCAAAAGCGCACCCUAUUCUUCCCUAUUUGCAUCGCAUUUGUUCUUGAAUCUCUUGGUAUUCUCAGAGCCCCUCAGAGAGAGAGAAUGUUCCAACACAAGAAGCCCUCAACUAUGAAUUCCCAUGACAGACCCAUGUGUGUUCAGGGUGACUCUGGUCUUGUCCUCACUACAGAUCCUAAGCCUCGACUCAGGUGGACUGUGGAACUCCAUGAACGAUUUGUUGAUGCUGUUACUCAGCUUGGAGGGCCAGAUAAGGCCACUCCAAAAACCAUCAUGAGAGUUAUGGGUGUGAAGGGUCUCACCCUUUACCACCUCAAGAGCCACCUCCAGAAAUUCAGGCUUGGGAAGCAACCCCACAAGGAAUUCAAUGAUCACACAAUUAAGGAUGGUAUGAGAGCUUCAGCUCUUGAACUUCAAAGAAAUACUGCGUCUUCAUCCAGCAUCAUGGCCCGUAGUAUGAACGAGAUGCAAAUGGAGGUGCAAAGAAGACUUCAUGAGCAAUUAGAGGUGCAAAGACACCUUCAGCUGAGGAUUGAAGCUCAAGGAAAAUAUAUGCAAAGUAUAUUGGAGAAAGCUUGUCAAACCCUUGCUGGAGAAAAUAGCAUGCCAUCUGCAAGCUAUAAGAGUAUUGGAACACAAGGCCUUGGUGACAUGGGAUCAUCAGCAAUGAAGGAUUUUGGUUCACCUCUUAACUUUCCAUCUUUUCAAGACCUUAACAUAUAUGGAGGUGACCAACUUGAUCUUCAACACAUGGAUAGGCCACCGCUUGAUGGAUUAAUGAUGGGAAAUAAUGAUAGUAUUUGUCUUGGCAAGAAGAGGGCUAGCCCUUAUGGUGGUAGUGGCAAGAGUCCCUUAAUUUGGUCUGAUGAUCUUAGGCUACAAGAUUUGGGAUCAGCCCCAUCUUGCCUUGGGCCACAAGAUGAUCCUUUCAAAGGUGAUCAAAUUCAGAUUUCACCACCAUCAAUGGAUAGAAGCUCAGACAUGGAUAACAUUUCAGACAUUUAUGAAACAAAGCCAGUACUCCAGAGUGAUGAAAAGAAAUUUGAAUCUGUAAAGCUUGAAAGGCCAUCACCGCGAAGAGGGCCACUUCCAACAGACAGGAUGAACCCUAUGAUCAACACUGGCUCCAUGACACAAGGAAGAAAUUCACCAUUUGGGUAAAAUGUAAAUCAUUUCUUAUUAGAUGUAAGUGACUUACUAUUAAGGGUUUGAGAUCUAGGGUUUUGGGUCUUUAAAAUUUAGCAGUUGAGUUAGGGUUUCCACUUAAAGACUAUGGUAUAAUGCCUUGCAUGGCAAAUGAUCUUAUAAGUUGUUAUUGUUCUAAAUUCUAACUAGUACAUUGGUACUUUAUUGUGAACAAGGUGAGUAAGUUCUUGAUGCUUCUUACUCCAAUAUACCUCAUAGCUUAUUGAUUUA
Molecule: messenger RNA, 1473 nt
Organism: Quercus lobata
Lineage: Eukaryota; Viridiplantae; Streptophyta; Magnoliopsida; Fagales; Fagaceae
Gene: APL
Product: Homeodomain-like superfamily protein
Exons: 6
Coding region: 142-1218 (358 amino acids)
Molecular function (GO): DNA-binding transcription factor activity; DNA binding
Source: RefSeq, a predicted model, not a curated record